Molecule: messenger RNA, 1556 nt
Organism: Ceratosolen solmsi marchali
Lineage: Eukaryota; Metazoa; Arthropoda; Insecta; Hymenoptera; Agaonidae
Gene: Mob2
Product: MOB kinase activator 2
Exons: 6
Coding region: 476-1324 (282 amino acids)
Source: RefSeq, a predicted model, not a curated record
AUCGUCAUCAUCUUCAUUGUCAUCAUCAUAAGCAUCAUCAUCAUCGUCAACAUCAUUAUUGUUACUCUUAUUAUUCUCGUUUGCUCGCCUUUUGUUGUGCGCCCUUCCGUGCCCGCGGCUACAUAUAUUUAUAUAUAUGUGUGUGUGUGCGCGCGCGCGCGACCCUGUGUGAGCGCGUUCGUGUACAGGCGCCGCCGAGGAAGAGGAGGAUCCUCGGACACUGUCGACGGCGGUGCUCUGGCCCGCGAAAUCAGCCAAACUGGAUAGGCUACCCGAGUACCUCCGCGAUACCGUCGACUGGUUUAUGGGAUACGAGAAGCGCAAUCGGCAUUAUAAUCCAUGUGGGCUAUGCUAGAUAGCAGCACUUGAGCGCCCGAUAGGAGACCGGGACCGAGGUGUUAAUUGGGGUUCUGAGAGAACGAGAGAGCGAGAGGGAUUUAACGAGGGAAUCGUGGAGGGAAUUUUGAAGCUCGGCAUGCUUCGUUCGCCGGCGCGCGGGGUCGUCGCCAUAUUGGGAUCGUCAUCAGCGCCAACGACACCGGUCCACCACGCCACAUCCGGUACCUCCGGCAAUAGCGCCGCGCACUCGCGACUCUCUCUACUCGACACAUGUCAUCGGAAAAUACGAUUCUUCAGUGAACUUGUCGCAAAAGCCCGACGAAAGGAAAAGGAUGCGGGAACAACGGAAGAUCCAAAGCUCUAUCUAGAGGAAGCGGCUCUCGAGAGGCAGCUUCCCGACGUUGACCUGAGAGUAUUAGUCGAUCUACCUCCGGGUCUCGAUUACAACGAGUGGUUGGCCUCGCACACUCUGGCACUCUUCGACCAUAUCAAUCUCGUUUACGGCACUAUCUCCGAGUUCUGCACCCCCACUGGAUGUCCCGACAUGACUGGACCGGGCUUAAGAACGUAUUUAUGGUUUGACGAAAAAGGUAAGAAGACUAGGGUGGCGGCACCGCAGUAUAUAGAUUAUGUGAUGACCUUUACUCAGCGGACUGUCAGCGAUGAAACUAUAUUUCCUACAAAAUACGCAAACGAAUUUCCCAGUUCGUUUGAGUCAAUAGUGCGUAAAAUCCUGCGGCUACUUUACCACGUCGUGGCACACAUAUAUCACUGCCACUUCCGGGAGGUGGCACUUUUGGGGUUACAUAUACACCUCAAUUGUGUUUUCGCCCACCUUACGCUUCUUAAUCAGCGCUUUAAUCUUAUCGAUACUAAGGAAACUGAAAUCCUUGGUGACUUAGAAGCUGCACUUUUAGGUGAUUCAGCAUCCGGAACUUCACAAACGUCAGGCGCCUCGGAAGUUUCAACAACAUCGAGCACCUAAAAUUUUUAAAACUGAGAGUAAGGCCAAAGGCUCCAGUUCCUUGAGAUUAGAUCAUCAUGAUAUGCCUUUGUCUCUCUGUUACUCUGUUGUCUAAUUGAUGCUGAAGAAAUUACUUCAUCAAGGCUACUGCGCACUGCGAAACGCAUGACGGUAGAAAAAGGAAAGCAUCCUUCUACAUACAGAAAGGAAUAUAACAAUUAAAUUAAAAAAAAAAAAAAAAAAAAAAAAAAAA